Tetrahymena thermophila SB210 is the source of this 1215-nucleotide messenger RNA. RefSeq names its product MORN motif protein. The transcript has 10 exons. Lineage: Eukaryota; Ciliophora; Oligohymenophorea; Hymenostomatida; Tetrahymenidae. Gene Ontology annotation, cellular component: cytosol. The record is from RefSeq and is a predicted model, not a curated record.
AUGAGUUUCAACAAUCAAAAACAAACUAGAUAUUCCCAAGUUAUUACAGUUUUGGACAAAAAGCCAAUCAAUUUAGAAGCUGAAAAGUAGAAAGCUAUGAUGGAAAGAGAAUAGCUUAUUUAAGAUUUUGAGGCUAAUUACAUUUAUGACUAGAGUGGAAAUUAUAGACCAAAUAUUAGAAUCAAAUAAUAUGUAGAUGGAUCUAAAUAUGAAGGAGAAGUUGUAAAUGAUAAAAGAAAUGGGAAAGGAAUCUACCAUUAUGCAAACUCAGAUAAAUAUAUUGGAGAUUGGAAAGAUGACAAAUUUCAUGGCUUUGGAAUUUACAUCUUUAUGAAUGGAGAAAGAUAUGAAGGUGAAUUGAGAGAGGGUGCUAAGCAUGGCAAGGGAACAUAUAAAUAUGUAAAUGGUAAUGAAUACAAAGGAGAAUGGAGAAAUGAUAGAAAAAACGGGCACGGUAUUUAUGAUUAUUAUAGUACUUAAGAGAGAUACGAUGGAUAAUGGGUUGAUGGAGAGAAACAUGGAUAUGGUAUUUAUAAUUAUGCAUAUGGUGAUAGAUAUGAAGGAAAUUGGAAAGAAGGUGAAAAGUUUGGUAAAGGCAAAUUAGAAUAUGCUUCAGGAGCUAUCUAUGAAGGAGAGUGGUACGGCGAUAAAGCUCAUGGAUCUGGAGUUUUCUUAUUCUAAAAUGGAGACAGAUAUGAAGGAGAAUGGGUAAAAGGAAAGAAAGAGGGAAUAGGUAAAAUAAGUUACACUGACGGAUCGAGAUAUGAAGGCGAAUGGUUGGGCGAUAUGAUUAAUGGACAAGGUAUCUACUACUUUCCUAAUGGUGAUAUAUAUUAAGGAUAAUUUAAAGAUGGGGAAAGAAAUGGAAAUGGAAUUUAUAUAUUCGUGAGCAAAGAUAAGUACGAAGGUGAGUGGCACAAUGAUAAAAAGCACGGCUAAGGUGUUUUAUAUUUUGCAAAUGGUGAUAUUUAUGAAGGUGAAUGGAGUAAUGGUCAUAAAAAUGGUAGAGGAGUUUAUAAAUUUGCAAAUGGAGACAUAUAUGAAGGUUAUGUAGAAGAAGAUAAAAAAUAAGGAAGAGGAAUUUAUAAAUGGAGAAAUAAUACCAGAUAUAAUGGUGAGUGGAAAGAUGAUUUUAUGCACGGAAGAAGUGCAUUUACUCUUGAAGAUGGAAUAACAGUAUAAGUUGAAUUCUAAUAAGAUAGAGUUCUUUCAUGA